Nomascus leucogenys (northern white-cheeked gibbon) is the source of this 3068-nucleotide messenger RNA. RefSeq names its product transcription factor EB (gene TFEB). Gene Ontology annotation, molecular function: DNA-binding transcription factor activity, RNA polymerase II-specific; RNA polymerase II cis-regulatory region sequence-specific DNA binding; protein dimerization activity. Gene Ontology annotation, biological process: humoral immune response; regulation of transcription by RNA polymerase II; positive regulation of DNA-templated transcription. Gene Ontology annotation, cellular component: nucleus. The record is from RefSeq and is a predicted model, not a curated record. The coding region runs from base 768 to 2447 and encodes 559 amino acids. The transcript has 8 exons. Lineage: Eukaryota; Metazoa; Chordata; Mammalia; Primates; Hylobatidae.
CUGCCCCGAGGGAAGUUUGCAUUCCCAGUAAGGAAGAGACAGACAAUGAAUGAAAUAGAUAGGCAAAAAUGCAUCAUAUUUAAGAUGGUGAAAAGUGAUAUGGAGGAAAAUAAAAACAAAAGGGAAGAGGCAUAGGGAGUAGUAGUGGGGGGCUUUGUAAUUUUAAUAGGGUGGUCCUAGACGGUCUCUGUAAGGUAACAUUUGAGCCUUGGAGGAGGUGAAGGAGUGAGCCAUGAUGUCAUCUGGGGGGAGAGCAUUCCAGGCAGAGGGAACAGCAAGUGCAAAGGCCCUGAGGUGGGGGCAUGCCUGGGAUGUUUCAGGGAUUUCAAAGUGCCUGGAGGAUGUAGCCGGAGCAGAUAAAACAAGAGGAAGAGCUGGCGGAUGGGGUCAAAGGGGAACAUGAGGUGGGCCAGAUCCUAGGGGGCCUUUCCAGUCAUGGUAAGGACUUUAGCUUUUCCCCUGAGGAAGGUGGGAGCCAUGGGGAGUUGUGAUCAGAGGGGAAGACAGGAUCUGACUUAGGAUGUAACAGGACUUAAAUGAGUUGCUCUACUGAGGUGCCAGUAGAAUGUCCUAGGGCAAGCCAGAGGAGGCAGUCUGAACACUGGGCUGCUCCUGCGGGAUUCCAGGUAAGACCCAGGAUAGGCUGGGCCCACCUUGUGGCAGCAAAGGAAGAUGGAUCUGAGGUCAGAUCUAACAGGAUCAGGAUGUGGGCAUGACACAGAGAGGAGUGGAAGUUGACUGUUAGAGUUUGGGAUUUACCAACUGCAAUGAGUGAAGAAGACAGAACCUUCGGUUUUGGUCCAGGAACCAGGAAACUUGGAUUCAUGUCUCAGCUGUCACCCGCUUGCUCAGCGACCUUGGGCAAAUCUCUUCCUCUCUCAGGGCUCGGUGUCUUCUCCUAUAAAAUGGAUGCGGUCCCAGUCAUUCUGGCCUCCCCCUGCCAGCCCCUGUGCUUUGAGGAGGACACGUGCCUCAUAUACCUGCCGCCCCUUCUCGUCCACAGGGAGCCAGCACCGGCAGCCACCAUGGCAUCACGCAUAGGGCUGCGCAUGCAGCUCAUGCGGGAGCAGGCGCAGCAGGAGGAACAGCGGGAGCGCAUGCAGCAACAGGCUGUCAUGCAUUGCAUGCAGCAGCAGCAACAGCAGCAGCUCGGGGGGCCGCCCACCCCGGCCAUCAACACCCCCGUCCACUUCCAGUCGCCACCACCUGUGCCUGGGGAGGUGUUGAAGGUGCAGUCCUACCUGGAGAAUCCCACAUCCUACCAUCUGCAGCAGUCGCAGCAUCAGAAGGUGCGGGAGUACCUGUCUGAGACCUACGGGAACAAGUUUGCUGCCCACAUCAGCCCGGCCCAGGGCUCUCCGAAGCCCCCACCAGCCGCCUCCCCAGGGGUGCGAGCUGGACACGUGCUGUCCUCCUCUGCUGGCAACAGUGCUCCCAAUAGCCCCAUGGCCAUGCUGCACAUUGGCUCCAACCCUGAGAGGGAGUUUGAUGAUGUCAUUGACAACAUUAUGCGUCUGGACGAUGUCCUUGGCUACAUCAAUCCUGAAAUGCAGAUGCCCAACACGCUACCCCUGUCCAGCAGCCACCUGAAUGUGUAUAGCAGCGACCCCCAGGUCACAGCCUCCCUGGUGGGCGUCACCAGCAGCUCCUGCCCUGCGGACCUGACCCAGAAGCGAGAGCUCACAGAUGCUGAGAGCAGGGCCCUGGCCAAGGAGCGGCAGAAGAAAGACAAUCACAACUUAAUUGAAAGGAGACGAAGGUUCAACAUCAACGACCGCAUCAAGGAGUUGGGAAUGCUGAUCCCCAAGGCCAAUGACCUGGAUGUGCGCUGGAACAAGGGCACCAUCCUCAAGGCCUCUGUGGAUUACAUCCGGAGGAUGCAGAAGGACCUGCAAAAGUCCAGGGAGCUGGAGAACCACUCUCGCCGCCUGGAGAUGACCAACAAGCAGCUCUGGCUCCGUAUCCAGGAGCUGGAGAUGCAGGCUCGAGUGCACGGCCUCCCUACCACCUCCCCGUCCGGCAUGAACAUGGCCGAGCUGGCCCAGCAGGUGGUGAAGCAGGAGCUGCCUAGUGAAGAGGGCCCAGGGGAGGCCCUGAUGCUGGGGGCUGAGGUCCCUGACCCUGAGCCACUGCCAGCUCUGCCCCCGCAAGCCCCGCUGCCCCUGCCUACCCAGCCACCGUCCCCAUUCCAUCACCUGGACUUCAGCCACAGCCUGAGCUUUGGGGGCAGGGAGGACGAGGGUCCCCCGGGCUACCCCGAACCCCUGGCGCCGGAGCAUGGCUCCCCAUUCCCCAGCCUGUCCAAGAAGGAUCUGGACCUCAUGCUCCUGGACGACUCACUGCUACCGCUGGCUUCUGAUCCACUUCUGUCCACCAUGUCCCCCGAGGCCUCCAAGGCCAGCAGCCGCCGGAGCAGCUUCAGCAUGGAGGAGGGCGAUGUGCUGUGACCCUGGCCGCCCCUGUGCCAGGGAACAGGGGCCGGCCUGGGGGCUGGAAGGGCCGGGGGCAGCUCCCUCCCGCUCUUUAGGCUGCACUGUGUGUGAAGUAGCCACCUGCCCUGCCUCCCUCGUCCCCGUUGGCCCCUGUUUGGACUUAGUGCCUGUCUGGCAGCCUGUGGGGUCAGGAGAAGCACCCCCAGGGCAGCCCUCUUGACCGGCCCAGUGGGAAGAGGCCUUCGGCCCCUCUCCCGGAGAUGGAAUCGCAGGGCAGGGAGGGGCAGGGUGUUCUAGAGGUGAUAAGAGGGCCUGGUGGAGAUGCCCUGUCUUCUGAGCCCGACCCCCUCAUUACCAGUGAAGGACAUGCUUGAGGGGUUCGGGAAGCUCCUCAUCUGAGGCAACUGGUCCUGGGGGUGCCCAGGCCUGCCUUUUUGGGACUCAGAUGGCAGGAGGUCCACCCCACAGCCUGGUCCUCGGCUCUCCCACAGGUGGGCACCCCCCACUUUGGUGCUAACAGCUCUCCACCAGGUGGUGUGAGCGCGGGGGCUGCCAGAAGCGGGAGGGGUCACCGCCGGAAGAGCAGCUGCCUUCCGACCCCCUACUUUGUGCCUUUAGUAAACACUGUGCUUUGUA